This is a messenger RNA of Marchantia polymorpha subsp. ruderalis, 783 nucleotides long. The record is from the annotation of a GenBank genome assembly. NCBI's taxonomy places the organism in Eukaryota, Viridiplantae, Streptophyta, Marchantiopsida, Marchantiales, Marchantiaceae.
AUGGUUCGUGAUCUGCUUAGCUUCAACGUUCUGUUGAUCCUCAUAUUUGCAUCCACGUCCGUCAAUGCCGGGCCUGUAUACGCUAACACCGAAUGGACGGACUCCCAUGCGACUUUCAACGAUGGAAAUAAUGCUCAAGGAACGAUGGGAGGCGCAUGCGGAUAUGGAAAUAUCUCCUCCAGAGGUUAUGGUCUGGAGACCACGGCCUUGAGCUCAACUCUCUUCAACAGUGGGCUUACUUGUGGCGCCUGCUUCGAAAUCAAGUGCAAAGUGGAAAACAGCACAUGGUGCUUUCCCAACGCUGGUUCCAUCAAGGUCACUGCGACGGACCUCUGCCCUGCAAAUCCUGCGAUGCCCACCAACAAUGGUGGAUGGUGCAACCCGCCCAGGACUCAUUUCGAUCUGUCGUAUCAGAUGUUCACUCGCCUGGCCAAAGCAGAAGGAGCCAUCAUCCCCGUGCAGUUUCGGAGAGUACCAUGUGUGAAGGUUGGAGGCAUACGUUUUACAAUGAACGGCAAUCCAUGGUUCAACCUCGUGCUCGUUUCCAAUGUGGCUGGAGCUGGAAAUGUGGUGAACCUGCAGAUGAAAAGUUCCGAAACCAACUGGUUUUGGAUGACGGCGAGGCAGAUUUCGGGACAGUACUGGGAACUCAAUCAGAACCUGAUGGGACAAAAUAUAUCGUUCCGGGUGACACUUGGUAAUGGAAAGGUGAUGAUUGCCAACAACGUGGUCCCAGCAAACUGGAACUUCCAACAGACAUUUGAAUCCGAUAUCAACUUUUAG